Daldinia decipiens is the source of this 3180-nucleotide messenger RNA. RefSeq lists its product as uncharacterized. Lineage: Eukaryota; Fungi; Ascomycota; Sordariomycetes; Xylariales; Hypoxylaceae. The record is from RefSeq and is a predicted model, not a curated record. Bases 1 to 2952 code for a protein of 983 amino acids. The transcript has 7 exons.
AUGGAGCCAACCGUAGAAGACCAUACCGGUCUUCCGGACAGGCCAUUCAAGAAGUCGGACUUGUUGAAGGCGCUUGAAUCAAUUCAUAAAAAGGCCAGUUUCGCAUCCAUGACUCGAAUUAAUACUUUCAAUCUGGAUAUUUUCGUGCAGGAUGUUGGCAUGAUUGAUAAUCCUCUUUCGGAGACUCAGGCGAAACAGAUUGCUGCCAAGUCGCAUCAAGCUCCUCAUGAAAAAAGUAACGAGACAAUUGUUGACACGCCGGUGCCAAACAUAUGGGAACUCAACCCGGAUCAGUUCGAGAUAAGAGCGCCGGCAUGGCAAGCCUACUUGAACAAGACUCUAGUUUACGUCGCUAGGAAGUUGGACAUUACUUCCCCUAUUUCUGCCGAGUUGCACAAAAUGCUUUUAUAUGAACAGGGUGCCAUGUCCGAGAUCCCUCCGGAUACUGAGAAGAUCCCUGGCAUGUUUGGGACGCUCGUCAUCAAUCUUCCUUCACGUCACGAAGGCGGGGACGUGGUUGUAAAGUACCGCGGCGCUUCAAAGAUAUUACCUACUUCACAGCACGACAUGGCCUGCGCUUUUUGGUUUUCCGACGCCUCGUAUGAGGUCUUACCCGUCAAGAGCGGGUACAGCUGGGUUCUGGUUUAUAAGCUUGCGAUAGAUCCAACAGCUGCAGUCCCAACAGCAGCCAGUCGUCUUGAGAACAAGGCGCUUCGUACGGCCCUCGAGUCGUGGUCACGAGAUGUCAGUAAUGGUUUGAGGAAACCCUCGCCGCUUUGCUAUGUGUUUGAUGACAAUUAUACCGACGAAGGCGGAAGAGUAUCGUACCGAGGGCUCAAAGACGCAGACCGUGAACGAGUUAGAUGUCUUCGGGCCAUGUGUACUGAUUUGGACUUCGAUGUCUUUUUGGCUACUAUAGAAAAACAAGAAACUCGUAUUAUCAAGGACAAACGUCGUCCAGAUUGGGAUAUGGGUUGUCAUUGCGACCAUGACGAUGAGGAAGAAGAGGAACAGGAGGAUGUUGAACAUGAUACAACCGAUGAGUUCUGUGGUGUGUCCUAUAAGUUGACGGAGGUAGUCGAUGUCGAAGGAACCAGGCUGGCCUCGAAUUUGCGGCUUGAUGAAGGGUACGUUCUGCAGGGGAAUUCCUUUACUGGCAUGCCUUGGGACGAAAAGUACAAAGGAUGCGUGGGUUUAACUGGACCUCAAAAAACAUCUCGAUAUCUUGCAUCAGCAUUGGUUAUUAUUCCCUGCGAAGGAACAGUGCCAUUUAUUAUUUCACAUAAGUUUAAGAUCAAUGACCUCCUAAGAAUCAUAUUUUUCCAAAACCUUUGCAGUUUUUUAAUCGACCAGUGCACAAGCUCUUCAAGAAAAGCUGCGAGAUUAAACCAGAUAUACGAGAUUUUCAAUACGAACGCCAAACCGUCCUAUUUCAAAGAGAAACUUGACCCAGAUCAUGUUUUGCAAGCCCUUCAGUUAUCUAUCCAGAACGAGAACCAUAGCUUGCUUAGAUUAAUCAUGACGGAAUACAAAGAGCCUCUCCCGGUUGAAUUCUUCGCUUGGUUAGGGCAAGAAUAUGAUAAAUCAACCAUCUCUAGCGACAGCUUUCAGAAAGCAUUUCUAUACGCCUUCAAUCUUCAACCUACAAUUCAUAGACGAUGGUCGGCUUUAUGCGAUGUUAAUGUAGAUCUAGAAGAGAUCGAGGGAUUGCGAAACCUUGCCUCUCGAACAGUUGACGAGUGCUUGGAAGCUUGCCGACGGGUACAGCUCCAAGAGGAAGAUGGCAAAGCCCUCUUUAGCCUCUCCUUUUAUUUUUUGGGAUUUGAAUACUUGAAGACGGUUGUGGUACCUGUGCUGGAAGAUUGCAGUGGUUUAACAGCCUUUAUUAUUGGCUUCCUCCAAUCGUUCGACUUGAAAUACUCUCAGGUUCCUAAGGAUGAAAUACGAGCCGUUUAUGAGCGCAUAGCACUAGCAGCAAUUAGCAAGCUAGAGUUAGAUUCCCUCACUGCCGCGGAGAUUCCCUCCGAUAUAGGAGUAAAUGGCUCCAGAAACACUUCUGGCCCUCAGUACAUAACCUACAAGUCAUUCAUAAGGUUCAUUUCUACCCUUAUCGAACUCAAGCUUCAGAACCACCUUACCUUGCUCGCCCAGAAGGUAGCCGCCCAAGCGGAUAAAGUCAAGGGGGAAGAAUUAGACACAUUUUGGAUACCACUUCUCCAUGGGCUGUUUAUAGUCCUUGAGAAGCGUAGGGUCUUUCUCUCGGUUCCAUACUGGUCGCAGAUCUACCAGAGUUUCUUCAAAGCCUACGUGGUGAACUACGUCCUGGAACAGCCGGUGCCCCCCUGCUCUUGUCAUGACUGUAAAUGGAGUUUGGGCGCGCAGUUCGAGGCAGCUAUGGAUGUCUGGUGGACACGACGGCUCCAUGCGGAAUUUCUACUCGAGACCUUUGAUCAGGAGAUGCUACGAAUCGUACUAGGAGAUCAGCACGACGACAUCAUGAGCAUGAAAAUGCUCGAACGUCAACAACCACAACCUGUCGUAUGCAGUACCAAACAAGCCCAUCUACAGCAAAUCGAAUUAAUGCUUGCCACGUCGUGUGCCCGCAGCACAAACUCGUCCUUAACAAUGUCGACCCCAUAUAAUAUGCCGCCGAGGCCGCCAGCAACAUUAUCCACCGCCGUUGCCGCAGGACCAGCCAGGCCGUUGCCGCUGCCGCGGCCGACGCCGAAACGAUCCAUGGUCGACGUCAGCCGAAGAAUCAGCGAGAGCGCACGCAAGCGAGCAGCACAGAAUAGAUCGUCACCGUCGACGCGGCGCAAUCAUGGCGCUUCGAGUCCAGUGGGUGGCGGUAGCAGUAGCAUACCGUCGAGACCUACAGAAACGAUUCCUAACCCUAUCGCUGGGGCAAAGCGCAAGUAUAUUGACGUUAUUGAUCUCACGGGCGAUGACUAAACAAGGCAUUGGGGGGAUAAGGUAUGGAUAGGAUAAUGUACAUCAGGGAGAUCCUAGGAGUUUGAUUAGAGCUGUAAUUUGGCUAGCAAUAGUGUGUGUUAUAAUUGUUGUGACAAAACGGGGAACUCUGGAGAGUGAGUCCCUUCAUAGAAUGAAUAAUGUCUACAGGACAGUUGGUUUAUUCAUUCUACGGGUUUUCUAAAGUAGAUAGCGAGCUAUCUUAUGCGU